AUGAACGAGGACGGCGACCUGGUGGCGGUGAUCGGGGACGAGGACACCGUCACGGGAUUCCUUCUCGCGGGCGUCGGACACGUGGACGAGCGCCAGAGAUUGAAUUACUUGGUGGUGGGCGAGCGCACGACGGAUGAUGAGAUCGCGGACGCGUUUAAGGCGUUCACGUCAACGCGCGAGGACGUCGCGGUGGUGCUCAUCACGCAGGUGAUCGCGGAUAGGAUUCGACACCUCGUGGACGCGCACUCGAGGGCGAUACCGAGCGUGUUGGAGAUCCCGGACAAGGAGAACCCGUAUAGACCGGAGAGCGACAGCGUGUUGUCCAGGGUGCGACACUUGUUGGGGGGAGACGGGACGUGA
This is a messenger RNA of Ostreococcus tauri, 360 nucleotides long. RefSeq names its product ATPase, V1 complex, subunit F. The record is from RefSeq and is a predicted model, not a curated record. Gene Ontology annotation, molecular function: proton-transporting ATPase activity, rotational mechanism. Gene Ontology annotation, cellular component: membrane; proton-transporting V-type ATPase, V1 domain. Bases 1 to 360 code for a protein of 119 amino acids. The transcript has a single exon. Gene Ontology annotation, biological process: proton transmembrane transport. Lineage: Eukaryota; Viridiplantae; Chlorophyta; Mamiellophyceae; Mamiellales; Bathycoccaceae.